This is a messenger RNA of Vigna umbellata (rice bean), 739 nucleotides long. RefSeq lists its product as uncharacterized. The record is from RefSeq and is a predicted model, not a curated record. Lineage: Eukaryota; Viridiplantae; Streptophyta; Magnoliopsida; Fabales; Fabaceae.
CUGCAAAGUACGUGUCAUUUAUGUGGCACUGCUUUUAAGGUCCUCAUUUCUAUUUCCUUACACUUGAAGGAAGAUAAAGAGAAAAAUUCACUGACCAAAGUAUCAAAUGGAAGAAGGUGGAACAAACGUCGAGAGCUUGGUUCCUCCAAGUCUGAACUCAGAAGAUGGAUCUGAAAGAGAAGAAGAAGAAGUUGAGAAGGCGAAAGAAGAUGAUGUUGGAAAAGAAGAGAAGGAUAGUGGUGGUAUUAUCAACAACUUCAUUGCUUUCAUCACACCACUGAGUCCAAAACCCUCUCACAAUGAUGAAAGUGUUGCUCCUGCUGCUGCCGAUGACGACGAUGGAGAAAAGGGAGGGGUUAUCAGAAAAAUGGUUUCGAGUUUCUUCCAUCAAAGUGAAGGUGAAGAAGGGGUGGUGGUAAGAGAAGAGGAGAAGGAGGAAGAAGAAACCAUGGCUGAUGAAAAAGUCAAACGCUUCAAGACAGAAAAUGGAGGCAUCAUUCAUAACAUUGCUUCUCGUCUACCUGCUCCAGUACCAGAUGAUGCAGUUCCCACGGCAGAUGAGGCCACUUUCUUAAUUAACUCUCUUGUUCGUGACUAACCAGAGAAGUUCUUCGGUGUUUUUUUUUUCUGGGAUUUUUAUUUUGGUUGGUUUAUGGUGCCACUUGUAGUUCUUGUUAGUGUGAAUGAUUCGAAAUUGCAGAUAUGGAUUAUUAAUAAUCACAAUUUGGUCCUUUUAUUU